ACAGUGUGUUGUCUCGUUCGCACUGAUUGGUGUGCUCGAUUUUCUCGUUCAGCAUGGAGAAUGGUGAAAGCAAGUGUCAGUGAGAAAAUCAGAAUCAUCUGAUUUUUAAUACAUACGUAAGGUUCAGGCAGCGAACUUGCAUUUGUUGAGCAUUGUAUUUCUGGCAACAACAGCUUGAAAUUUUUUCGUUCAAUACACAUUAACGAAUUGUCGAAGCUAGUACUAUAGUACUUCUGUUUGACUGCAACGGGAAACAUUGCUAGUGAGAUAGAGUUGAGAUUUGUGUGUGCGUGUGGAGAAAACGGAAAAUGUUUUAGACCCCAAUCAGUUUUGCGUGAGCAUAACAGAGAGAAAAAUUCGAGCAAACAUAAAAUAGCGGGGCAGAAAACGACAGAAAAUCCGUGCACUCGUCCGUGUCAAAAUCGUGAAACGAGCGAGUUAGUUCUGGCAUAAAAUCGAGUGCGAGCGAGAACAGUAGUCGAAACCAACACGACAGACGAGAAGAAAAAAAAAGCACUUUGAUUCCAAUAUUCAGUUGUUGGAACAUGUUAAAAGUUUUGAGGUUAACUACAAAUAAUCUACGAAAUUUUUCACUGUUCCAGUUGAACAAGCUAUUCAAACAGGCAGCAACAAAUCGAAUUUUGCACAACCCAGACACAAACGAUACGGACAACGUAGCAACAAUGUCGAACGCAGAAACAAAUGGAUCACCCGAGAUGAAUGGAUCUCCAACAAAACGGGCACAAACACAAAAUCUCGAUGGUAUAGUGAAAUUUAUGGAAUUGCUGGGCAAUCUCAAACAUUUGAAGCGAACUGGCUGGGUUUUACGUAAUGUUGGCGAUUGUGAAACAAUUGCCGGGCACAUGUACCGCAUGAGCCUAAUGACUUUCCUGCUGGACGGCAAAGGUGAUUUGGAUCGAACCAAAUGCAUGGAAUUAGCAUUGGUACAUGAUUUAGCUGAAUCGAUUGUCGGUGACAUAACACCCUACUGCGGAGUGUCAAAGGAAGAUAAACGGCAGCGUGAAAUGGAUGCAAUGCAGGAAAUUACAAAAUUGAUCGCGCCAAGAGGAGAACGUCUUAUGGAAUUAUUCGAGGAAUACGAAGAGAAUGAAACGCCGGAAUCGAAGUUCGUGAAGGAUUUGGAUCGACUGGAUUUGGUGAUGCAAGCGUUCGAGUAUGAAAAACGGGACAAUUGCAUCAAAACGCAUCAAGAGUUCUUCGACAGCACGGACGGUAAAUUCAAUCAUCCGCUCGUCGUUGAUAUAGUCAAUGAAAUCAAGGCGCAACGUGAAUUGGCCGCUGAAAAAGAGGAAAAAUCCCAACCGAAUCAUGUGUCCGCCAAUUCUAGUUGAUAAUCUCAAUCCAUUUGUCCCCUUAUAACUUCUCCUCCUUCUUGCUCACACGCAACUUAACAAAUUACCGUGCGCUACAAACCAACUACGAUUUACCUACACUGAAAAUGGGCCAACUUUUAUCAAUCUUGAAUGAAACAAAAAAAUAACACAAAAUUAUUGGAUUCAUUUUUAUUUCGAAAUUUUCUUCUUUUUUUUUUGUUGUAGUCUUAUGUUUAUUAGUACGUAAGUGAGUCAAUUUCAAAAGGAAAACAAAAUCUUGCACAAUUUUGACAAAGCGCCUUGAAUCUAACACACACGAAACGCAUUUUCGAACGUGUUUUAAUAUUUCAGUAUUUCUAAUUUCCCAUAAUUCGUUUCCUCUCUUAAUAAACGGAGUGCUACGCAAACAAUAUAUUCAACAUUUUGCCAGUCGAACAAUCGUCUCCUUCGUAUUUUUUUUUCCAACUGUACGAAACGAAUAGCACGGUUUCAAUUGUGUUCUGACGUUUAUAGGCCAACGUCCACAUCUUUUUUUUCACAUCUCUGCCAAAUUAACUUUCGUUGUUAGUUUGAAUUUCAAUUACUGUAGCUCAAUUCACAUACAACACCCUAAGUAAAUAUGCCGUAGAAUAGUGGAAUUAUCUUUCUUUGUAAACUUUAAAUUUCAUUGUUAAUUUAUUCGAUAAAUUUAUGAGUAAUAACAACAUGACGAAUGAAACACCAUCCAAUUCGUUUGUUCUCGAUAUGGUUUUGAAUUCCCAGCGAAUCCAAAAUCCAAUAUAUCGUAGAAAGACAGAAAGUUACCAAUUUAUAAAUUUAUACUUAUAAGUAUGUCAAAAAAAACACGUACAUUUAUUUUUUAUUAUUUCAUUUUUUGUUUGUCAUAUGUGAAUAAAUUCUAAAGAAAGAAAAGUUGAAAA
Messenger RNA from Sitodiplosis mosellana (orange wheat blossom midge), 2254 nucleotides. Its product is annotated as 5'-deoxynucleotidase HDDC2. The record is from RefSeq and is a predicted model, not a curated record. Gene Ontology annotation, cellular component: cytoplasm. Gene Ontology annotation, molecular function: 5'-deoxynucleotidase activity. The coding region runs from base 546 to 1352 and encodes 268 amino acids. Lineage: Eukaryota; Metazoa; Arthropoda; Insecta; Diptera; Cecidomyiidae. The transcript is spliced from 4 exons.